Messenger RNA from Paramuricea clavata, 600 nucleotides. NCBI's taxonomy places the organism in Eukaryota, Metazoa, Cnidaria, Anthozoa, Malacalcyonacea, Plexauridae. The record is from the annotation of a GenBank genome assembly.
AUGGGUUGCGUUGCAACCGCAAGUGUGCCAAUUGGUAUCAAUUUUACAUUAGUCUCAUUGUAUACAUUUUAUACCGAUAUUGAAAGCAUCCGCUCAUUGACUCCGAUAUCUGUUGGGAAAGAAGCAGAAGACAGUGAAUCUGAUAUGGAUAACAAUUCAAUUAAAAGUAGUUUUUUCGAUGUUUCUACUCACAGCACAAGUAAAAAGAGAAUGUUAGAAUUGGAAGUAGUGCCAAAUGUGCCUAAGCUCAUUGACAACAAGAGGAAAAGGCUAGAAAAAAGGUUAUCAGCAGCUCAAAGAGAUCAGAAACUUAUUGAAGUUGCUAAGAAGAUGCAGCCAUGCGAAGACACAUGCUUGGAAUGCUUCAAGCAUUCGUCAACAACUACAACUGGUGCAAUGGAAAAUAUGUCUGCCACACUUAAAGAAAUGUCCCAAGAUAUGACUCAAGCUAUGGUGCUACUAGCAAAUGCUUUUAACCGACCACAACAGCCUGCCCACCAUCACCCAGGAUUUAUGCCUUAUCAUUUCAAUCAGCCAAUAUACUUUGGUAGUGGACUUAUUCAACCUGUUUCCUAUCCAGAUGACCAUUUGCUCUAUUGA